Laetiporus sulphureus 93-53 is the source of this 1035-nucleotide messenger RNA. RefSeq lists its product as uncharacterized. The coding region runs from base 1 to 804 and encodes 267 amino acids. The record is from RefSeq and is a predicted model, not a curated record. NCBI's taxonomy places the organism in Eukaryota, Fungi, Basidiomycota, Agaricomycetes, Polyporales, Laetiporaceae. The transcript has 2 exons.
AUGUCUUCUCGAGCUAGCUCUAAGGGCCAACCUCCAUCCAUCAGCACUCUUCUGAUUGAUUGGCAUCUUUCCAAGUUCAAAUAUGAGCUCAGAGGUGGUGCCAAGCGAGUGGGAUGCUCGGGCACGUGGCAACUUAUCUCCGCACGACUGCUUAUGAAUCCGACUGCUCAGAACGAAAUUUCUGAUGAUCUUGAGUCUGUCAUUCUCAUUAUGGAAUGGAUGGCACUGAGGUUCCAUCGGCAUUCCUUGUCACAUCGUCAGAAACGCCUGAAGGUCCAUGUCCAGCAAUUCUUUGAAUGGCGUGAAGAAGACAAUGAGACUCAUCGCGAUAUCGGUGGCGAUGAUAAACAUCAUCAGUGGUUAAACGGUAGGAGGGAUUGGGCGCUCUCGCAUUCGAAUGUGAUGCCCGCGUUUGCGAAAUUGCUAGAUUCCCUUCUAAUACUGGCACACAACCAUUAUCUCGCACUUGAAGCUCGCGCGGUGCAGCCAUUCCAGCCAAUUAAGCCAAUUUUCCAGAAAAGCAAGCAAGUGCGCCUGGCUCAACUUCCUCCAAUGCAGCCCGAGAAACAGGCAGCCUGGCUGGAGCCAGACCGAUCUUCCGCAGCCGCAGUUCUUUCAGGGAAGUUGUGCCUUGCUACGCACGAUGAAAUUAUCAAGGUUUUCUUGCAAGCUUAUCAAGCCCUGCAUGGGAGGCUGGCAUUUGAUAAACUCGGCGAUCAGUUCUCAUGUAUUGGCAUGGCCAGAGAGAAGUUCUCUCUGGUGGAGGACACGAAGCAGUUGAAGAAGCACACGACAAGCGAUUAGCAAGGUAAAGCACUGAUGAGGAGGAUUACUCGUAUUUCGGCGCAAGCAAGCACUGCAGGAGAGCACGCAGAGGAUUCGAGCAAGCCGGUCAAGCGAAGGUCGGACCAGAUCGACUAACCAGAGGAGAAGGACGAAGCGAAGCGGCAGGCAACUGGGACAACUCGGAGAGGUCGAAGCUUCAUAACUCGGAGAUCCGCUCGUAGUUCAUUGGAGAUGUCUAUGAUCUUCAGG